GCCAUAUAUUAUACAUGAAAAGUUUAAUAUGGCUUCAAGCCUAAUUUGAUGAUUUUUCGAUAGAAUCAAGACCAUAAAUAUAUGUUACUUUUCUUAAUUAUAUUAUCCAUCAACAACAUUGCGCUUGCGCUAGGGCAUAUUUAAGGAAGCACUGCCUGUAAGUCAUGCAGUUGUGAACAGAGACGGCGUGAGGUGAAACAAAAUACAGUGUUAAUAUCUCAAUUUUCUUACCAAAGAAUCGUCAUAACAGUUUUCUGAGCUAUCUCUGGACGGCGAACGACAUUGUAGAUGGCAGGGGUUGUUCUCGAAACACUUAGUUGGAAGAAACUCAUUGCACUUAGCAUUGUAUUGUUGAUAUGUCAGAUUGGUUUCUUCUUGAUUGGAGGGAAGAUAGCACCGUCACCCCAUCAUGUGCAGCAGUUACUUGCCACCAAGUGUAUAGAUGAGCACAAACAUGGCGGCCAUAACCACAAACACAAGUUAUUUUGGCCUCGGGGAGCGGGAAGCUGCACUUCAGUCAGCACCUUUGAAGACCAAAAGAUUGAAGAAGAUGAGAUUGGGGCCAACCAGAUUGUGUUUGCUUUUCAAUUUCCAAUCCCAAGAGAAGGAAAAGAAUUAAAAAUGAAUAAAUGGUUUCAAUAUAUGAUUGCUGUAUUGGGCUUUGAGAUCAAAUACAAAGAAAACAAUCCCAUGGUGGAAAAUGCUGUGAUAGAUAUGGAUUCCAGAAUAGCAGCCAGAAGUGGAAAUAGUGAUUGGAUUGAAAUAGCCAGAUCCAAUGAGCAGAGAAAACUUGAUUGUCACCUUGGUGAGAAGAAAGAAAAUGAUUACUAUGACUGCAAUAUGACUGCCUUCUUUGAGCUGGGCAGUGUAUAUUAUGAAGACUAUUUGGUGAACAUCCGCAUACCAGUUCAUAACAAUUCUGCAAAGAACUGGGGCAUUGGAAAGGUGGAAGAUAUUUGGAUGCAUGUAAUUCACCAAACAGGAGGUUUCACUCAAGUCUGGUUUAUCAUGAAGACCUGUGUGUUCCCAGUUGUGUUGGGUAUAAUGAUCUGGUACUGGAGACGGAUUCAGCAAUUGCCUAGGCUACCAAACCUUUUGGAAAAGAUACUCUUUACACUGGGUCUUGCUCUCACUUUCUUGAACCUCCCUAUUGAGUGGUUGACCUUGGCAUUCAACAUCCCCUUUAUGUCUUUGCUGUCAGACAUCAGACAGGGUAUCUUCUACUCUGUUCUUAUGGCAUUCUGGAUCAUCUUCCUUGGAGAGCACAUGCUGGAUGACUAUGAGAGGAACCGGCUGGUGAUGUACUGGAAGCACUUGAGUGCUGUCAUCCUUGGAUGUAUUUGCCUUUUCAUCUUUGAACUGUGUGAAAAAGGUGUCCAGCUGGCCAACCCUUUCUACAGCAUCUGGGUGACUGACACGGGAACUAAGUUGGGUCUUGCUUUCAUUUGCCUUGCUGGAAUAGCUGCUUGUGUUUACUUCUUGUUCAUGCUGUACAUGCUGGUCAUGGUGUUUAUUAACAUGAGAAGAAAGUCAACAUCACUUCUACACUUCAGUAGCAGCAGAAGGAAAUAUUACCAGGGCCUGAUCUUCAGAUUCCGCUUCCUCUUGCUGGUAACAGUUUUUUGUGCUGCCUUGACAGUGAUUUUCUUUAUUAUCAGUCAAAUCAGUGAGGCUCAGUGGAAAUGGGGAGAUGAGGGAGUCUCACUGGAGUACACUAGUGCUUUCUUCACAGGAGUAUAUGGAAUGUGGAAUGUCUAUGUGUUCAGCCUCAUGGUGCUCUAUGCACCAUCCCACAAAGUUAUAACAUCAGCUGGAGGAGAAGAUGAAGAUGAGGAUGAAGAUGUCAUCCACCUGACUCCACUUACGUCUGAGGCCUCCACAUCUUCUGCCCUGGCCUCUCUGGCAAGGAAGGCCACUGUUGAUUAGGUGGACAGGAAGAUGCAUUAAUCAUAAGGCACACUGGAUGUUAGAGACUGAUAGGAAUAUUGGAACCAAGAUCUGUGUCAUACUUGCAUUAUAAACAUAACAUUGCUGACACUUUUAUAUAUAUUAUGAUAUUUCAUUUAUUCACAGAGUGGGUGUCUUCACUCUGGCAUUUAAAUGAGCUGCAGUAUUUUAAUUCACUAUGCCAGUUAUAUUUAUCAUGCCAUGUCAUGCCUGCUCAGCAAGGUUUCUAGUACCAUAGUAUUAUAUUAUAUUGUAUAACAAGACACUGUUUAAUGUGAGAGAAAAAUAAGAAAUCCUCUAAUUCUGUUAAUCCCACCAAAUAUGUAUUAAGGUUAUGGUGCUAUAGCAUCCCAACGCUGUUGUCCACGUUGUCUAAAAUGUAUUAUAUUUUAUGAAGAGAAGAUGUUCAAGGAUGUUUAUGAAAAUCAAUAGGCAAACAACCAGCUUGAAAUUUCAUGUAUCACACUUGUGCGUAAGAAAGGUGACUCAGUAUGGACUCUUUCCUAAUAUAGUUAAUCAUUGCUUCAUUUAAAUAACUGCAUCUAUAUUUAAGUGUGUAGAAAAACCAUUUGGUUAUUUUGUACAAAUGUUUUCCAUUCAAAUUCCAUGACAUUUUUAUCAAAUGACAAUUUAGUUGCGUGUUAUUAGCUAAAAUAGUUUCUUGAUAUUUGUGUGAUAUUUAUUUCAGUAGAAUGUGCAAUAUUUUACCUGCAGUAGUGUGUAGUUUUUUUAAAGAUUAGGCCAACGAAAUGUACUUAAUGUUUUAAAAUGCCUGUAGGGCGUUUCCAAAGAUUUACUUUACAGAAUCUUGAGGAAGGAUUUAUUCUUUGGAAGCUUUUUAUUUAGAGAACAAUAAAUACUUUUGAACAAAUA
Lingula anatina is the source of this 2820-nucleotide messenger RNA. RefSeq lists its product as uncharacterized. The record is from RefSeq and is a predicted model, not a curated record. NCBI's taxonomy places the organism in Eukaryota, Metazoa, Brachiopoda, Lingulata, Lingulida, Lingulidae. Gene Ontology annotation, biological process: Wnt protein secretion; intracellular protein transport; Wnt signaling pathway. Gene Ontology annotation, molecular function: Wnt-protein binding. Gene Ontology annotation, cellular component: organelle membrane; endomembrane system.